Messenger RNA from Liolophura sinensis, 669 nucleotides. Its product is annotated as matrilin-3-like. Gene Ontology annotation, molecular function: calcium ion binding. NCBI's taxonomy places the organism in Eukaryota, Metazoa, Mollusca, Polyplacophora, Chitonida, Chitonidae. The record is from RefSeq and is a predicted model, not a curated record. The transcript has 5 exons. Bases 1 to 669 code for a protein of 222 amino acids.
AUGGCUUCGCAGUUCCGGGAAAUGUCUACUAAAGGCCUCUGUUCGUGUUUCUGUUUGUUAGUGAUUGCACACCUUGUCACCUGUUCUGUAUCCCCUAUUUGCGAGAAUGGAUACGACUGCACAUGUCCAAGAGGUUACACCUUUUUGGCCAAUCGUUGUGAAGAUGUGGACGAAUGCAGUUUUCAAAAUGGCCGUUGUCAGCAGUCUUGUGUGAACUCGGUCGGGAGUUACAGAUGCGAGUGUCAGAUUGGAUACAGACUGUCCAGUGAUAAUCACCGAUGUGAUGAUUUUGACGAAUGUUCUGUAAACAAUGGCGACUGUGACAGGACGCAGAUCUGCGUGAACACAUGGGGCGGGAGUUACUGCGCAGGACCUUACCUAGACAAGGCCAGCAACCCAGAUGCUCAGCGGGCCUCCUAUCUUCUCAAUACGGACGUUAUGAUUGGUCUGACGAUAUGGCUCGUACUCUUGACAGUCUUGUGUAUUGCCACCAUUUCCGUAAUCGUCACCCGAUCCUCCAACAGUGAUCAGCUAUCUGUUACUUCCAAAGACAAAAACGCUCCCAAAAAUCCAGAAUAUUUCUUCCCGGACUUUUGGCCCAAAGUUAGCGUGACGGACAGCAUCAGCAAGAGAAGUGAAAUGGGAGAGUUGCAUGACGUCCAUUAUUAG